Messenger RNA from Puccinia triticina, 744 nucleotides. RefSeq lists its product as uncharacterized. The record is from RefSeq and is a predicted model, not a curated record. The transcript has 3 exons. Lineage: Eukaryota; Fungi; Basidiomycota; Pucciniomycetes; Pucciniales; Pucciniaceae. The coding region runs from base 1 to 744 and encodes 247 amino acids.
AUGGCACCUCGUUCAAACGAUCGCAAACCUCAUCAAUUUCGAAAUUUGACAUUCACCGAUCAUCGGCCCAAGUUCCUGGCGAACAUCGAUGCAGCGUUGAGAGGGACAAGAGUUGACGAUGAACAAGGUCUUCCCAGCUUGAGAAGACGGCGUGGCGGAGACGAUGAAGGUGACUACGAGGAGACCGAGAUCUUGGAUCCAUCUCGGCCAGCCAUACCGGUCAGGCCCCGGGAGAUCAAUCGUGAUGAUGAUGAGGAUGACGAGCAACCACAGGUCGUGGAAGAAACUGAUUUAUCCGGUAUGGGUCGUCUGUCUGAUGAAGACGAGGAACCGGACGAAGAUUCGCCUGAGGUAGUCGUUCUGAAAGAAGGCAAACACUUGACCAAGGAGGAAUUUGAGGCUGAAAAGAUAAGACUUCGCGAUCACCCUGAUACUCCAUCUUCGCUACCUACCUCAUCCCGUGCAAGUAUCAAGCCGUCCUUGACGUUCUCGUCCAGCAACAAACCGGCAGCAUCCACGGGCAAGCGGAAAGGUACGGCCAUUGACGACAGUGAUAAUUGUCCGGGGGUCAACGACGGAUGGUCGGAGUUGGUCAAACGGACUAAAGGGGAAAAAUCCGCCCUGGUCUCAACGAUCAAGGAGGAAAGAGAGCUCGCCGAAAAAGCUUCGCUGACUAAGAAGCAGAAGAAGAUUGAGCUCAAGGCAAAGAACAAGAAGGCCAAGAGCCUCAUGUCAUUUUCUUGA